Messenger RNA from Corythoichthys intestinalis (scribbled pipefish), 803 nucleotides. RefSeq names its product H3 histone, family 3D (gene h3f3d). The transcript is spliced from 4 exons. Gene Ontology annotation, molecular function: DNA binding; structural constituent of chromatin; protein heterodimerization activity. Lineage: Eukaryota; Metazoa; Chordata; Actinopteri; Syngnathiformes; Syngnathidae. Gene Ontology annotation, cellular component: nucleosome; nucleus. The record is from RefSeq and is a predicted model, not a curated record. The coding region runs from base 179 to 589 and encodes 136 amino acids.
UUUCGCCAAUCACAUUUCGAUGACCGUUACGUUUGAGCCAAUCAUCGAAGUUGAAAGGCGGGACACCUAUGUGACUAUAAAAAUCCGCUCGCAGUUGUGGUUCGAUACAGUUACCAACGUCACCAGGCAGAGGACUGAGCAAGCACCUCGAAAGAAAACGUCAGCAAACUCCUGAGAAAUGGCUCGUACUAAGCAGACGGCUCGUAAAUCCACCGGAGGAAAGGCGCCCAGGAAGCAGCUGGCCACAAAGGCCGCCAGGAAGAGUGCGCCAUCUACCGGCGGAGUCAAGAAGCCACACAGAUACAGGCCUGGCACCGUGGCUCUCCGUGAGAUCCGUCGGUACCAAAAGUCCACCGAGCUGCUGAUCAGGAAGCUUCCUUUCCAGCGUCUGGUGAGGGAAAUUGCGCAGGAUUUCAAGACUGAUUUGCGAUUCCAAAGCGCAGCCAUUGGAGCCCUGCAGGAGGCUAGUGAGGCUUACUUGGUGGGUCUGUUCGAAGACACCAACCUGUGCGCCAUCCACGCCAAGAGGGUGACCAUCAUGCCCAAGGACAUCCAGCUGGCCAGGCGAAUCAGAGGGGAACGCGCUUAAAUGUUUUUCAGGGUUGUUUAGUUGGUUUUGUAAAUUGUGAAAAUUUUUAGGUUCCAAUGUGUCAUGUUUGUAUUUUUUUUUUUUAAACUUUCACUAUAGUCGUGUUUAAUCUUAUGAUAAAACUUCAGAAUCUUUUCUCAUAGCUUGACUUUUUUCGUCAUCCUGUGUGUGCAUGCCAUGGGAUUUUCUUGUAAAUAAACUUUCCACUACCUCA